AUGAAUAAUGAAAAAGAUGAUAACGCUUCAAAAGUUGACAUAACAAACUCAAAGCAUAAGUCGAAAUCUCCAAGUCCUCCAACUGUUACCGUAACGUCUGAAGAUGAUACUUCUAAUAGUGUUUUACAGAAUAUCCCUUCUCCUACUUUAAAUUCUACUGCGACUUCAAAUGAAUCGUCUUCUAAAAAACAUAGACCUUCUUCUUUAAACUUAAAGGUCACUGAUAAAUCAAAUUCAGACGUUGCAUUAAGAAUUGUUAGCCCAGGUCUACCCCAAUUAAAUGAAGAAAUGAAAACAACCGUUAAAAUCUCCCAAAAAAUUGAACAACAACAAAAAAAUUUGAUUGCUGCAAGACAUUUAAAUUCUGCAAACUCUUCUUCUGAAAAAGAAUUGGUUCAUGAAGAAAAUAAUAACGAUGUUGAUCUUUCAGAACCCCAAGUUUCAACUUCAAAUAAUAAUGAAGACUUUGAUCGCUUAAGUACUCCUAGUUCUGCUAAAAGAUUGAAAAGAAAUAAUAUCCCUACUCCUUUAAACAUACCCAAUAAAAGUUCAGUUAGACCUUCAAUCCAAUCUGCUCCAAUAAGGCCACAACAACAACCCCAACAACAUAUGAAACGGUCGUAUAAACAAGUGGCUUAUGCAUAUCAACCUCAACCUUCUCCAUCUUUUGCUCAACCAAUGGUAUCUUCUUAUGGCCAAUACUAUCAAAUUCCUCAACAUCAAUAUUUAAAUCCUUCGAUGCAAGUUCCACAGUAUUCUUAUCAAAAUCAUCCUUACAAAAGAAUCCGAAUGUACGCCCCUCCUUAUACUUCUAGUCAGCAGUCAUUUCCUCGCCCAGUUUCUCGUGGCGCAUAUCCUUCUCAAUACCAAAGCCCAUCAAAUAUACCAUCAUCGCCAAAUCAGUCUUCUGUUACUGACGUGUAUAAUGGUGAUUAUACAAAAGCUGCUCCACUUAAUUCACAACCAUUAUCAGCACAACGUGAUUUUUUUGAAAAUGGUCCAAGCUCCAGACUGGCUCUGGCUAAACAUUCGAAGAGAAAUAUUCAUGAUGAUGAUCGUUUACCGGUUUCCGAAGAAGAAGUAAGAGAAAUGCAAGAAAAGUAUAAUAGUAUGGUGAAUAAUAAUAAUGACGAUGAUUCCAAAAAUAGAGACUCUCGUGGUCUGAGCCUAGUAGAUGGUGAUGAUAUAUUUGGUUCGAUUAAUUUAAUGAAUGAAAGUGUUUUCAAUUUCAGAAUCUUCAAUUCAAAAUCAUCUACUUCGGAGAACACUCACAAUAACUCUGCAGCACAAAAGAAAGGCGACAACCGUCUUUCCAAAGAAAAGGAAAAAUUCUUGAAAAUUUGUGAAACUAGUUGGGAUGAAUUUGUUAGUAACAAAAUAUGA
Molecule: messenger RNA, 1383 nt
Organism: Hyphopichia burtonii NRRL Y-1933
Lineage: Eukaryota; Fungi; Ascomycota; Pichiomycetes; Serinales; Debaryomycetaceae
Exons: 4
Coding region: 1-1383 (460 amino acids)
Source: RefSeq, a predicted model, not a curated record